This is a messenger RNA of Girardinichthys multiradiatus, 3576 nucleotides long. Its product is annotated as netrin receptor UNC5D-like. Gene Ontology annotation, biological process: netrin-activated signaling pathway. The transcript has 19 exons. The record is from RefSeq and is a predicted model, not a curated record. Gene Ontology annotation, molecular function: netrin receptor activity; protein binding. Bases 328 to 3153 code for a protein of 941 amino acids. NCBI's taxonomy places the organism in Eukaryota, Metazoa, Chordata, Actinopteri, Cyprinodontiformes, Goodeidae. Gene Ontology annotation, cellular component: membrane.
ACCCCAAAAAGCCUCUGCUGCUGCUGCUGGCUGCCGCGCGCUCAGUGAUUAUUCCACUCUCGCGCAGCCGAGUGUCGGCAGCUUCAAAGCGCAGCAUCACUUUCUUUCUUUUCCUUGUCUUUCCCAGUCACCGCACUACGAUUCCGCGAGGUGAGCUUCAUAGCCUCAUGGCUCCACACCUCAGCACCUGACUAUGCUUACCAGCAAGCAACCCGCCGGGACACGAAAACGGGUUUAAAAACGUGGGGUGUGUAGGAGCCGACAAAUGCUCGAGACCCGCGGCAGGUGGCCCCAGACCCGACGGGGAGGGAGACAAGCAGAGCAGUGAUGGGACAGUUUUCCGGAGGAUGCUGCUGGAGUUUUCCCAUCCUCGUGCUCCUUGGUUUACAAGUCCCGGUCACUUUAGCUCGAGCUCCCAGAGGUGAAGCCCUGCAGCAUGGCCAGUCUGGGACCCUGCCCCGCUUCUUGGAGGAGCCUAUCGAUGCUUACAUUAUCAAGAGUAACCCAAUUAAGCUCAGAUGUCAGGCUCGGCCUGCACUCCAGAUCUUCUUCAAGUGCAAUGGUGAAUGGGUCCACCAGAGCCAGCACAUGUCUCAAGAGCACACUGAUGUCGUGACAGGGCUGAAGAUCCGUGAAGUGAUGAUCAACGUGUCACGUCAGCAGGUGGAGGACUUUCAUGGCCCGGAGGAUUACUGGUGUUUGUGUGUUGCCUGGAGUCACCUGGGAACCUCCAAGAGCCGCAAGGCAAGCGUCCGGAUUGCCUACCUGAGAAAGAACUUUGAGCAGGACCCUCAGGGCACCGAGGUGCCUCUGAAUGGCAUGAUUGUUCUGCACUGUCGUCCCCCAGAGGGAGUGCCGGUGGCUGAGGUGGAAUGGCUGAAAAACGAAGAGCCUCUGAAUGUUGGUGAUGAUGGCAUGAUCAGUAAAAAAGGUGACCAUGAUCUAAUCAUCUCAGAAGCCCGCCUCUCUGACUCUGGGAACUAUACCUGUGUUGCCAGCAACAUUGUGGCCAAGAGACGUAGUGGCACAGCUAUGGUGGUAGUCUACGUGAAUGGAGGCUGGUCGUCGUGGACUGACUGGUCCGCCUGUAACGUGCGCUGUGGGCGAGGUGUGCAGAAACGUUCGCGAACUUGCACAAAUCCAGCUCCUCUCAAUGGCGGAGCCUUAUGCGAGGGCAUGUCAGUGCAGAAGAGCACAUGCAACACAGUGUGUCCAGUCGACGGAGGCUGGGGGGAGUGGAGUGAGUGGUCUGUGUGUAGUUCAGACUGCGAUAGGCAACGCAGCAGAGAGUGCACGGCUCCUGAGCCCAAGCAUGGAGGACGACUCUGUGACGGGGUGGCUUUGGCUGCGGAAAACUGCACGGGCGGCCUCUGCACACAGAAUCGGAAGUUGCUCCAUGAUGCAAAGCCACAAGGAGUGGAAAGAACCAGUGAUGUGGCCCUGUACUCAGGCUUGGCUGCAGGAGUGGUGACCGUGGUGCUGUUGAUCAUCGCCGUCACUCUGUAUCGGCGGAGCCAAAGUGAGUACGGGGUUGAUGUCAUCGACUCCUCUGCCCUCACUGGGGGCUUCCAGUCUUUCAGCUUCAAGACUUCUCGUCAAGCAAACCCCCUGCUUAUUAAUUCAUCCAUGCAGCCUGAUCUGACAGUGUCCCGUACAUAUACCAGCCCCAUAUGUUUCCAGGACUCUAUUGACAAGGAGUUAAUGGCCGAGCACGCCCUCCUCGACCCGCUGCCUGAUCUUAAGGCAAAAGGGGCGACAGAAAGAGCAGAGUACCACGUUAUGGCCCACCCUCAGACAUUUCCACGAGGCUUGGCUCCAGACUACAGAGAGGUUGCAGUAGGGACAACGUUGGGCAGGAGAGGCAAAAACCUUUUCACUCCACGGGUUUUUCAGACACUCAGCAGGCCUCUGCACAAAGCAACGGCAGUGUUUGGCCAUGCUGGAGGCAGGCUGGUGGUACCCAAUACAGGUAUCAGUCUGUUGGUGCCUCACGGGGGGAUUGCAGAAGACACUACCUGGGAAAUGUACAUGAGCAUCAACCAGGAGGACAGCAGCACUGUGCCAGAGGAUGGGGCUGAGAUCUUUUUGAGUCCUGCAGUCACUUAUGGUCCACCAGGCCUCGACCUGUCUUGUCCAAUAGCCAUGACCAUUGCACAUUGUGCGGAAGUCGCUGCUGACAACUGGACCAUCAGGUUAAAGAGACAAAUCCAGGACAGGUGGGAGGAAGUGAUGUCAGUGGAUGAGGAGACCACAUCCUGCUACUGUCUGCUAGAGGCCCAGAGGUGCCAUUUACUGUUGGAGCAGCCGGGUCGUUACGUUCUGGUGGGGGAGACGCUGAACCAGGAGGCUGCCAAGCGACUGAGGCUUGCCGUCUUUGGCAGUCCAGAUCCAAGCAACUCCCUGGGCUUCACCCUCAGGGUGUACUGUGUGGAUGACACUCCCUACGCGUUUCAGCAGGUAGCCGUGGGGGAGCGCAGCAGGGGUGGACGGCUGCUCGAAGAACCUAAAAUUAUGCUGUUUAAGGGGAACGCUUUCAGCCUCCAGGUGUCCAUCCAGGACGUCCCACGGUUACUCUGGAGCAUCAAGCCUUUUACCACCUGCCAGGAGUUCUCCUUUUCUCAGGUGUGGGCUAGUAACCGGAGUCCCCUGCAGUGUGCCUUUUCUUUGGAGCGAUACAGCCUCUCCACGUCUCAGUUGUCCUGCAAGAUCAGCGUGCGGCAGGUCACAGGAGAGGAGCAGAUACUCCAGAUCUACGCGUCUGUUGUGGAGAAUGAAAAUGGAGUGGCCCCCUUUUUCACUCAAUCCGACUGCACCAUCACCUCCCAGACAGGGUCAAAGGCCUUCAAAAUCCCCUCGUCCAUCCGUCAGCGGAUCAGCGCCACCUUUGACACGGCUAAUGCCAACGGGAAGGACUGGCAGCUGCUGGCUCAGAAGCUCCACAUAGAGAGGAACCUGGGCUACUUUGCAUGCCAGGAGAGCCCAUCCUCAGUGAUUCUGAGCCUUUGGGAAGCCCAGCACCAGGACUUCGGGGACCUGGACUCUCUGGCCAGUGCCCUUGAGGAAAUCGGAAAAGUCCAGUCCCCCAGGGAAGCUGCCACUCUCAGCUGCAGUAAAGAAGACUCUGAACUGACAAAACUCGGCCUGCCAUGGUGAGAUCUGCAUCGCUUCAGAAGAAAAUAGAAAACAGUGGCUGCUUAAGUUCUACAGACAUUUAAAGUUAGUAAAAGUAUCAUUGGAGAGAUAUUUUGUUGUUUCUACUACUGCCUUUUAAAUAUGUUUAAUAUAUGACAUGAAAAAUGAAUCUUUAAUAUUUAUGAUUUAAAAGUUACAUUGAUAAUUAAUUAAUUAAAGUGUGUGUUUGAUUUGAAACAUUUUAAUACAAAUUAUGUACUGAAAAUUUUAGUUAAGUGCUAUAUGAAUGUUAAUGUUGGGAAAAGAGUGAUAGCCAUACCGCUAAUCAGUAUUGAUGCUUUCUUUGUCCUUGUUCUAGUUUUUCUUUUUUUUUCCUUUUCAAAAUUAAAAAUUUUGAUGCUGUAUAUAUUGUAUUGUGUUGAAAUAAAUAUGCAGUGAAAGUGU